Molecule: messenger RNA, 2775 nt
Organism: Porites evermanni
Lineage: Eukaryota; Metazoa; Cnidaria; Anthozoa; Scleractinia; Poritidae
Source: the annotation of a GenBank genome assembly
CUUGAAUGUGUGAAAGGUGACCAGUAUAUUGUUGAUAUGGUUAACACUAAGGUAUGUUUUGCACUGACAAUGGAACUUACCUAAAUGUUAAGAUUGUACACAAUUUAUUAUUAGGUUGAAUAGUCAGGCAUUAUUUGUGAAUUGAAUGGCAGUAUUUAUACCUGGCAAGCAUCUGUUAUUCAAGGGUAGAGACUUUUUUGAAAAGCUGUGGUAUUUUAUCUUCAUCAUCUACAUUUGUUGAAGUGUUUAAGUCCACGACAAUAUUUGAAAGAUGAAGUGAAUAAUUCCAUGAUCUAACUCCUCUUACUGCUCUAACUUCCUGAUGUAUUAAUUUUUUGACCACUCUAACUGGCUAAGCAAGGAACACCUGCUUUUAGUAAGAAUUCCUGAAUAACUGAAAUACAGUGUAAAUGUAUGGCAGACAGAAACAUAAUGUUUGGGCCUUUAAAUUUCAACAUAAUUGUCAUUGUCCUGAAGUUUCUAGCACAGGUGCAAAGUGAAGCUAGUUAACUUAAGAUUAUAAGUUCAGUAAAAAUAAUUUAUUGUUUGCAUGUCUAGUUUCGUUUUUUCCAACACUUCUUUCUUUCUCUUUGUUUCAUUCCAUUCAUACUGUAUUUUUUUAUUCUGCACAGGGCCAUGUUGCCAUGUUACACAAUGCUUGCUGGAAUCCAAAGACUAAAGAUGAAUUUAUUUCCUGCAGUGAUGAUGGGUAUGUUUGUUUUAACAUGUCAAUUCCAUCCAUGCUUGUGGAAGUUAUAGCCAGCCUUGUUGGUCUUCACGAUGUCGUCUUGUUCAGGUGUAGCAUUGGCUCACAGAAAACUCACCAGAGAUACUGCUCACAGAAUACCUUGGAAAUGAGGCAGCACUGAUAGAUAUAGUACAGCAUUAGAACCAAUGUCUGUACUGUUCAUGCUUCAUCUGCACUUUUUAACUAAGAGUUACCUUGUACGGCAGAAUAAAUAUUACCCUAGAAAUGUACUGCUCAGUAACUUUCAUUUGAAUGGUCACUCUUAAGGAUUUUAUUCACACACUCAAUAUUUACAUGUACAUUGUAGAACCACCCUGCAUAUAGCAAUUAUGAGGAAAGUGCUUCUCAUCAACUUUCAUUUAAACUACUGCAAAACAUCUAUGUAGUACUUUUGGAAAGUCACACAAUCCAAGACUUGCCAAAGGUUUAAAUCAAAAUUAAUGUUAUUAAUGGAGAGUAGGGGUGGUGAAGUGGUGAGAGCUCUUGCCUUCCACCAAUACCGCCCCAACAUGGCCUGGGUUCAACUCCCAGCGUUAACGCCAUAAAAUGAGUGGAGUUUGUUGUCGUUUCUCUUCUCUGUACUUACGUUAGUUUUACCAUCCCCUCAAAGAACCAGCAUUCGCAAUUCCAAUUUGAUCUCUUGGAUUUACCUUGGUCAUGGCUCGGUAUAUUAAGGACUAGUGAAGUUUCACUCUGAUUUGAACCUUUUGUUUUCUUUGUCUUACAUCAUUCGUGAAUGGUUACCAAUGGUAACACAGAGGAUGAGCCGUAGUGUCUUCAGUUAGUUCGGGACACUGAGAAACUCGCAGGUUGAGCAGUUUUUUAUGGUUUUGGAUUUGUUUGGUGACAGUAAAGAAUAUUUUAUCAGCCUUUUUAUCUCCCUGGUUACAGGACUGUUAGAAUAUGGAACACUGAAAACCCCAAGAAGAACAAAACUGUCAUUAAAACGAAGAAUAAACAAGGUAAGGCUAUGGGUAACUUAAUAUACUGCACUUUGUAUAUAAACUUAUUAUUGGAAUAAUAAUUGCCAAAAUUAUUUUUGUUGUGAUUUGUUUAGGAAAGAAAACAAUUCCCACGCGCUGUUGUUUUAGCAGAGAUGGACGAAUCAUAGCAGCUGCAUGCCAAGUAAGCCGAUGCAGAUGAGAUUAAUUGUCCCUACCGAUGAUGGUCAUAACGUUUUCUUGAAUAGCAUUAGUAGCAUUCGUCAGGAUAACUAUUGUCAUCCAAAUCAAGCAAAACGAACCUGCAGCCUCAGGUCUUAAAAUGUACCUACAUUUCUGCUGACUAUCUAGACUGACUAUGGGACUAGAAAGCUUAGGGCUGUCUGCGUCUUUGUUUCACUGUAUCUCGUGUUUCGUCACUGGACACUGGACUUGUAUGGCUCAAGUCUAUGUAAUUGCUGGGUUUCUUUAGUUCUAUUUUGCUCAUAGAGAGAGGGAAGAUUAGGCUGUGUGAAGUCUCAAUUGUAUGUAGGUAGUUGCGUAAAAUAAUUAUAAUAACUCCGUGGCUUUCGAGGGAUAGAUUUCAUCUUGAAGGACAGGCACUCGUACGGGAAGAAGUUUUUUUAGUUGGGCGCUUGCGUUUUUUUUAUUAAUUUCGCAAGUUUAUUCUUAACUAUUUCCCACAAAUGAACCGGUUCCUUGGCUAAGGUACAGUUGUUUAUUCACUUAUUUUUUUACAAUGUUCUGUUAGGAAGCAAAACUAAUAGUUGUUUGUUUACAGUAAUACUUUCGCAUAGAUAAUUUCACUUAUAAACACCAUUACAAUGGUGUUAACCUGACAGUUUUUGUAGUAGACAAAGAGUUUGCUGAAGCCAGGCCAAUGUCCAUAAUAUUUCUACAUUUACAUUCGGGACAUUAAAUUUUUUUCAACACUUUGAUCCACCCCUUUAGUAUUGCCGUCAGGGUUUGCUGUGAUAUUGUUAUUACAAGUAUCUCGUUUCAUUUUGUUUUUUUUAAUAGGAUGGUUCUAUUCAAGCGUGGGACACCAGAAAGCCAUUUGUAAGUCAGCAGGGCUAUCCACACUAA